UUCAGAAUAAUUUCCGGAUACAAUUUCUAUUUGUUAGCGUCAUUACUUGGGUCAUUUAUCUGAUUAUACAUCGAGAAUGGGACGCCGAAAGUCAAAGAGGAAGCCACCUCCCAAAAAGAAACUGACGGGUAACUUGGACACCCAAUUCACCUGUCCCUUUUGUAACCACGAGAAGUCCUGUGAUGUCAAAAUGGAACGCACUCGAAACACAGGAAUAAUAUCGUGCACCGUCUGCUUGGAAGAAUUCCAGACCCCCAUUACUUAUCUUUCAGAACCAGUGGACGUUUACAGUGAUUGGAUAGAUGCUUGCGAAGCAGCCAAUCAGUAGCAGUGGUCCCCCUGACUCUAUUCCUGUCUGACCUCACCCCUCAUUCCCUACGAUGGGUCACAUAUCUCUGGCUGGGCCAGGGCUUUGUCAAGUAGUGAAUGUGGAGAACAAACAAAGACAGAUAACACAUCUGUGAAAUCUUCAGUGUCUACACACUAAUGGAUUUGAUAUGAAGAAAGAUAUACUUCCUGUUCUCCCUCUGUGGCAGGGUGGGAUGGGGGUAGGGCAAUGAAAUGUCCCAAUGGUCCUGAUCUUUGAGAAUACCACUAAGUUUCAAACCACCUCAUCAUUUGUUAUGUUUUACAGGCAAGCCUGUUGGUGGAUAUGUCUUUAGACUUUCCCAAGCUGCCAUGUCCCCCUUUUAAUGGAGCAAGUAGAUUUCAUUAGUAAAAAUUUAAAAGGGGUGAUUCUGUAGUUUUUUUGUUUGAUGUCAUGAUUUUUAUUUCAAUGUUUUUUUUGUAUGGGAAUGACUUGAACAAUAAACACAUCAAUGUAAUUCACACCUAACUGCAUCUGUCACAUACCGCUGAAAUGGUUAAAAUAUCUAGGAACAAAUAUGAAUGAAAAAUAAUCCGAUAUGGCCUGGUGGCAAGUUUUGCACUCACAACCCAAAUUAAAUUAUUGUAAUUCUGAUGUGAUUUAUUGUAUUGCAGCUAAUUUCAUUGUAAGUGAAAGCCAAAUAAAUACAAGAUUUUCAGAAUACUGAACAAUUGAUAGUCUGAACAACAUUGACACACAUUUUAGACCAGAGGGUAAUAUUGCCAAUUGUAUUUUGGCUAGGCACUGUUGGCUCUCAUUCUAAACUAAAAAUAUUUUCUUAAUGCACAACUGACUUCAUAUAUAUCUAUUGGACAUGUGACAAUACAGAAUAAGUUAGGUGCUUUAAUAAAAGACACCUCUUGUGGCGCAAAUUACUUUUACCUUAAA
Salvelinus namaycush (lake trout) is the source of this 1255-nucleotide messenger RNA. Its product is annotated as transcription elongation factor 1 homolog. Lineage: Eukaryota; Metazoa; Chordata; Actinopteri; Salmoniformes; Salmonidae. Bases 77 to 328 code for a protein of 83 amino acids. The record is from RefSeq and is a predicted model, not a curated record. The transcript has 4 exons. Gene Ontology annotation, molecular function: RNA polymerase II complex binding. Gene Ontology annotation, cellular component: transcription elongation factor complex. Gene Ontology annotation, biological process: transcription elongation by RNA polymerase II.